Messenger RNA from Prunus mume (Japanese apricot), 903 nucleotides. NCBI's taxonomy places the organism in Eukaryota, Viridiplantae, Streptophyta, Magnoliopsida, Rosales, Rosaceae. The record is from RefSeq and is a predicted model, not a curated record.
AUCCAUCCGAACCAUUUUUAUUCUAAUCGCUAGGGUUUCUCUUCUCUGCCGAAACCAAACUAGGGUUUACAGCCACUCUGAGCAAAUCUCUCUCGGACUCUUGAUUCCGCUUGAGUCAGAUUUGUCAAGAUGUAUACGUCAAGGAAGAAGAUUCACAAGGACAAGGAUGCUGAACCUACUGAAUUUGAAGAGUCAGUUGGACAGGCAAUCUUUGAUUUGGAAGCAAACUCGGACCUGAAAAGUGAACUGAAGGAUCUAUAUAUAAAUUCAGCUGUUCAAGUUGAUGUGGCUGGGAACCGGAAGGCGGUUGUUAUCCACAUACCAUAUAGACUUAGGAACGCUUAUCGCAAGAUCCAUGUUCGGAUUGUGAGGGAGCUAGAGAAGAAAUUCAGUGGAAAGGAUGUAGUUCUGAUCGCCACACGGAGGAUAGUGAGGCCUCCGAAGAAAGGGUCUGCUGUCCAACGGCCCCGCACUCGUACUCUAACUGCUGUGCAUGAGGCAAUGUUGGAGGAUGUGGUUUUGCCUGCUGAGAUUGUUGGGAAACGAACUAGAUAUCGACUUGAUGGGUCCAAGAUAAUGAAGGUUUUCUUGGAUCCUAAGGAACGAAACAACACGGAGUACAAGCUGGAGAGCUUUUCAGCAGUUUACAGGAAGCUUUCAGGAAAAGAUGUUGUGUUUGAGUACCCAAUAACUGAUGCAUAGAAAUAUUGUGCGAUGGUGCCUUCCAAAUACCUGCCCCUUGUCUUUAUAUUUUCUAAGAUUUUCUGCUCAUUAGGCAGUCAAUUCAAAAUUUUGAUGUUGAGGGCGUGGUGUGGGGUGCCUUUGGAAGGAUUUUGGUCUCUUCAAUAUUAGCACAUUUAAGUUGGGUGAUAUCAGUUAAUGUAGCAUUUUUUGUUUUCUCUU